AUGGAGAGAUACUCUCAGUUCCGGGAUCGAGGCUCGGGCAUUGCUCCAUUCCUGCCAAUCCCGGUUGAAUCACUCGGACUCCAAGCCCCCCCUUCCUAUUUCUUGAUCUUACAAUGGCUUCCUAUCGGAUCGCUAGGCAAAAAGGCUGCUCUAUGGUGUAUUCUUGGUGUUCCCAGCAUCUGGUGGAUUGAUCUCCAAGUGGAUGGAGUGCGCAAAGGGUCUUUGAAGCAGCAGCAAGCGCGCCUGCCACAGCCCGGCUCGGUCAUCGCCUCGUCCUUCACAUCACCCAUCGAUGCUGUGUACCUGGCAGCUAUCUUCGACCCGAUCUUCACCGCGUCCUACCCCAACACUCGCCAGGUCGAGCGCAUCUCUCUGCUCCAGGCCAUUCUGCGAGCCUUCGCUUCCCCCUCCACGCAGCCCGCCCCCGGUGCUCAGAUGGUGGAUAUCUCGACCCUGGUGGAGAAGUACCCCAGCAGACCGAUUGUAUUGUUCCCGGAGUGUACCACCACCAACGGUCGCGGCAUCUUAACCCUGAGCAACUCCCUUCUCGGCGUGCCGGCCAACACCAAGAUCUUCCCCGUCAGUCUGCGCUAUACCCCUAUGGAUAUCGUGACCCCCAUCCCCGGGAGUUAUAUGAGCUUGCUGUGGACGCUGCUUAGCAAGCCGACCCACUGCAUCAGAGUGCGCAUCGCGGAGUGCAUUACGAAUAGCCAAAACGCUAUCGAUACAUCUUCCUCUUUCUCGACUGGGAAGUCGACAUAUAGCACGAAUUACCUGGAUACACUAGACCAAAACGGGCAAGAACAACAGGUCUCGAGCAGCGAGAAGGCGCUGCUGGAUAAUGUGGGGGGAGUCACUCGCCCGUCUGGGUCGGGUUAA
This is a messenger RNA of Penicillium mononematosum, 879 nucleotides long. RefSeq names its product lysophosphatidic acid acyltransferase LOA1. Lineage: Eukaryota; Fungi; Ascomycota; Eurotiomycetes; Eurotiales; Aspergillaceae. Bases 1 to 879 code for a protein of 292 amino acids. The transcript is spliced from 4 exons. The record is from RefSeq and is a predicted model, not a curated record.